AUUGUCCCGCAUUUUUGUUAUGAGGUGAAAACCACAGUACGCCAUCUUCGAUGUGAAAUAGAGCUCAAUAUUUUUUUACACAAUACAGCUUCAGUCGAAACCAAAGUCAAAAAUGGUUGAUUAAAUAUCGCACGAUUCAUGAAAUAAAUUUACUGUGAUUUUUAUCUUAUAAUUCAUGACAUAGUAUUGGAUUAAUUGCAAAAACGGUGGAGUAUGAUAAACGAGGAAACAAUCGAUGGUACAUCGUAAAAUGGACGUGGCCCAGGUCACGUGGUUAUGACUUGUUCAGUGAUUUUCUCGAUUUCUUUGGUUUAACAUGACAUUUAUGAAAGUAAAAAGGAGAAACGAGAAUUAGCAAAAGCCAUUUAAAUCGAAAGAAAUUUAAUCUUGUAAAGAGAAGUUCAAUUUUUACAGUGCAAAGUGCGUGUGAACUUGCUCAUCAUAAUAACGUCACGUGUUUAUUGUUUAGGUCAUAGAUUCAUUUAUAUUUUUCGACAAGUGUAUAUUUUAUACUUUAGUAUUGUUACAUCAUUUUAUGGAUGAUUGUUGUUGUUAGCUUUGUUUUGAAAUUUACAGACCGGGUUUUUGCCUGUGCGAAAUGAGCUGCCUAGUCAAGUUCUUUCAAGCAUGAAAUAUACAUGUCACCAACUGUGUCCUUGAGACUAUGUUGUAUAGCGGCCAUGGCUCCUGCUCUUACGGAAUCAACCAGCCAGUCUAGAAUACAGCUGCCUGGUAGCCCACCACCAGUGGUGUCAGAUUGUCCAGCACGAGUUCAAAAGCUCUGUAGUAAAAAAUUGUCAAACACAGACAUUUCAUCAGUGAAGGAAAAAAUCUCAAGAUCACUUUCAUCAGAAUUGCAAAACACAGCUAGGGGGCUUUUGAAACCUAUACAAGGAAACACUGAUUCUUCUCAAGGAGUACUGAGUGAACACAUAAAAAAGGGUCUGCAUAGCUUGGGACUUCCUCCAAAUUUUCAAGACCUACUUGAACAACUGGCAUUAGCAAAGUCUGAAGCAGAUACUCAAAUCGAUCAUCAUUUGAAGGUGUUAGAAAAGAAAAUGAAUCAACCUUCUGAAAAUGAAACAAGAUCAGAUCUGCACAUUUUAAAGCGAAACAUAUUAGUGAGUGAAAAACCUUUGAAUGGACAUUCAAGCAAACACAGUGAUUUAAAUAAGUGCUUAAAUUAUACACAUACAAAUACAUUUAACUCCAAUAAAGUACAAGAUUCUCAAAACACUGCACUUGAUUUAAGAAAGUCACCGAAAAUGUGUUUAAAUGUUGUGACAACUUCUCAACCAGUUCCUGAUCGAAAUACAUUGGGGAGUGGCAUACAAGUAAGCUAUGGAAAUAGAAUCCAUGUUGUUCCACAGGAAUUGAGCAUUGAGGUAAAGCCUAUCAAUAUUAAAGAAUUAACAAGGAAAGAAUAUCUUCUUGAAAGGAGGUGCCAAUUUCUCAUGAGAAGGUUACGAAGACUUCAGGGUAAACAUUUGGAAUCACAAGCUAAGCUACAGCUUAAGGCUUUUGUUGAUUUUCAGCAUCAUAACUUACAAUCUGCUGCUUCUAAAGCCAUCAGACCAUUUGGUGAUCUUCCAAACACCUUAUUUAACAGCAGUGAUGUGAAAAACUUGUCAACAUCAAAUUUGGUCACUUUGGUCCGUAAACUCCAAGCUUCUCAGCCAAAACAUGCAUUUGAAGCAAGUAAAAAAUGUGAUUCUAAAAAAAGUGUUUUGAUUAUGGACCAGAGUGUAUCAUCAGAGUCAGAAAAAAAAUCAAGUCAGCUGAGGAGAAAUUUGCGCCACUGGAGUGAUGUUGUUGAUACUGAUGUAACAGAAAGCAGUUCUGGUGGUGAAAGUUGUGAGGAAUGGGAGGAUUGUCCAUUAAUAUCUGACAAAAAAGUACCAAUGCCAUUAUAUAAACGUGCAGAGUGGAAAUGGUCUGUUGAUAGAGCAGCUAUAGUGGCAAGAUGGACAUGGUUACAAGCACAAGUUUCAGAUCUUGAAUAUCGUAUUAGACAGCAGAGUGAAAUCUAUAAAACAAUUAGAACUAGUAAAGGUGUUGUAAGUUUAUGUGAUUCAACUUCAUCUUUAGGACCAAAUGGGGAUGCUGCAUCUAAAAUGUUGCAUGAUACCUCACCAGCAAGUGUUGCAACAUUAAUGAUCAAUGUAAAUAAGCAAGCUUCAAAGUUGUCCCAAUCUCUUGGAAAUAGUCUUUCACCAGCCCAUUCUGCAGGACUGGGCAAUAUGAAUAAGAAUUCUGCAAAAUCUUUGAAUGGACUUGUGGAUGGAUCCCAUCAAGACUCAUCCAGUAAUGUAUUUUCUUUGCAGAUAGGAACAAAUGAAAAGGCAGCAAUUGAAAAUUCUAGUGGAAAGAAUUCUCCAGUUUUUGGUCAGCCAUUAGAUGCUUCUUGUGUUGCAGCAAGAUGUAGACCAGUAAAAUUCUAUAGAAAACGUAAACUUCUUUACACUGCUGGCUUACAUCAAGUAAAUCACAAAGCAGCACGUUUAUCUAGUGUGAAAUGUUUAUGUUACCCUCCUGUGAUGCCAUGCCCCAUGUGUGGGGGUCGAUAUAAUAAUGUACAAAAAUUUGAUGCAGAAUGUAUGCCUAUUAUGGAGAAGGUGUCCUUGUUGGAUCCAGCUUUUCAUCCUGUACUGUCUUUCCCACAAGAAAUUGGGUUACCUAUGCAUUUUGAAGCUCUGUUGAAAAGUGGUGAAUGGCAAAGUUUGAAAUCACAACCGAAAGUCACCAUGAGGGCAAUGGCUGCAGAAAAACGGCGACAGAAGAUAUUGAAUGCCCAGAUAAAGGAGCAGGCAAGAAAGAAUAAUCGCAAGAAGUUUAACAAGACUGCUGCAGCUGUUCUUUUAACAUCAGCCAAAUUACGCAGCAAGUACGAUGGAAAAUCUCCAAAUAAAAAGUCCAAGAAAGUUACUGCAGAAACCAGAAUGCGUAGGAAGGAACUUAAGAGACGAAGAGCUGCACAAUUCGCAAUUGCAGCUUUGAAGAAGUCUAUGAUGAAUCAGGACACAGAUAUGGAUAGUUUGAGUACACUAAGCCAGACACCAACACAUUCUCCACAAAUGAAAGAUGGAAUGCUGUCACUAAGUGCAUCAUCUGGCAUGCUAAAAGAUCAAAAGGAAUACAGAAAGAAGAGGUUUGAGAAUGCAUAUGAUAUUAAUAACAUUGUGAUUCCAUACAGUAUGGCUGCCUCUACAAGAGUGGAAAAACUCCAGUAUAAAGAAAUUCAGACUCCAAAAUGGAGAGAGCUUGAUCAGACAGAGCAACAUGUUGAUCUGCAGGAAGAAGAAGAGGUGGAAGAUAUGACAGAUGAGGCAUUCAUUGACAGACAUGAAUCUAUGGAAGCUGAAGAGAGAAAAAGAUUCCGAAACUUCAUUACAUACCCUCCUGUACGACGUGGACGACUAUCACGAGAAAGUGAAAGUAAUACAUUAGAUACUUUUUCACCUGAUUGCAAUCUGAAUGAGAUCCCUUUACAGACAGAUGGUGCCAGCUAUUUGUCUUUCAUUCAUGAGGAGCGUCGACGAAGUGGUUCUACUUCUCGUAAAUCAACAACAUUUGAUGAUUUAAAAGAUUAUGAGUAUUAUGAUAUGGAACAUACAGACCCAUGGCCAGCCAGGUUGUUCCCUUUGCCAGAAGAUGUGUAUGAAGAAAUGAAGAUUGAACAGAAUCAAAUUAGCUCUACAAGGAAUAGGUACAGGCGACCAAGAACAGUGAAAGUUCAGGAUGACCCUAGCAUGGAGUUUAUAAGUCCAGACUUUGAGCAGUUAGACUCUGUCACAUUUGCUGCCUCUCCAGCACCAAGUGGUACUUCAACUUCUACAUGUGAAGAUGACAAUGAUCCAGAAUGGAAUGAGAAUAGAGGAGACAGGAGAUCAUCAAUUAGUAUGAAACAUUCAAAGAGAUGAGAAUAAGACAAGUUACAAAAAAGGAUACUCUGUAAGUUGUAAUGUUGUCAAAGUCAAAGACAGAGAACUAUUAGUUUAACAGAAGCAUUUGUUUUCGAAAAAGAAGAUAUUUUACUGACUGAGGUGAUAAAAGAGGAGAUUUUAAAUGUAACAUUUAAGUGAUAGAAAAAGAUGAGAAAAGAGUUUUUUUAUUAAAAUACAUUUUCAUUGAUGAAAUAUGGUUGGAUUAUUUGAUAUCAGUGUUUUGGUGGAGUAUUUCCUCAAAUAUAGUUUUAAUAGUAGGAAAAACAUUGUUAUAUGUUUGUUGUUUGGCUCAUGUCAGUUUUUGUGAUUGCCAGGUGAUCGUUGUCGUUAUCUACAGUAUCUUCUCUAUAACUAUUUGGUAAAUUUUUACUAGAACUCACAGAAAUGAUUUUUAGCUCAUUCUUUUAAAAAUGUGCAUGCAUAUUUCUUGUCUGAAAAAUGACUUGAAUUAUUCAGAUUUGUUUGGUAUGGAAAAGCUGUAAGAAUGAUGCAAAUUUUAGUUAUUUCUAAAUAAGGAUAGUUUAAUAAAUAUUGACUAAACUGAGGAUACAGUCGAGACUGCCUUAGCGACCCCCUGAUUUCAACGACUCCCUGUCUUAUCCGACCUUGUUUCAGUCCUCCCAAGGUAUUUUCCUAUAUAAAUGGUCUGAAUUAUACAACUCCCUGUCAUAUGUGACAAGCGACCCUAAUUGUCUGGUCCCAAUGCAUUGCUUUGUCUGAUUCACACCUUUUAAUUUUCCGUUAAUCAGAUAAAUAAUACCUGUUUUAACACCCAGAGGGGCAAAAUAGUUAAGUCCAAUUAUAAUCCAGUAGUCAGUACUCUUUAAACAAACUCUACACACCUCUGCCUCAAUUAUACAGUUUACAGGUAUCAAGUGACCUAGCAUCUACUGCCUACUGCCAAAUAUGGUAAGCAUGAUGCAAUUGAUUUGUGUUAACAAAUUGAGGUGUCAUGAACAUAAUAACCUUAGUAAACCGGAUUAAGACUUGUUUCAAAUUUAAAAAAAAUAUGGAGUGUCAGAAGAUUUUUUUAGACGGCAUUUUUUUAAAUUUACCUUUCUAUGGCUGCAUGAAUAAUACGGAAAAAAUGUUGAUACCAGACCACAAAAACCAUUGGAUAUGGAUAUGUUUUUUAAAGUAUGAUAUUUAUUUUAAGGAUUUGAAUGCAUCACAUUCAAGUUAAUUUGUACCAUAAUGAUUCAAUAUAAAUCUAAUACAAAAAAUAAAAUUAAAUUUUAUAUGAUAUACAUGCGAUUAUAUUUGCUUUACGUAUAAAGUACCUAUGUUUAUUUGCAAUUGGUUAGAUAUUAUUCCUUCUCACAGUAAUAUAUAUGUUGAGUCACAAUAAUAUAUAGACAGAUAGAUGGUAUUUUAAUUUUCUAGUGACUGUAUUAAGAGACUCCCUGUCAUUUAUGACCUUUUUCUGAAGGUCCCUUGGAAAGUCACAUUUGACAGUCUCGACUGUAUAUUUAACACCACUUUCUGAUGGUGGCGGACAUUUGCCUCUUGUAUGUUUUUAAACGGCGAACUUUGACCCCCUUAUAUUUUAAGAAGUUUGAAGGGUGGACAUUUCCCCCACCUCCCAACCUAUAUAUAACGGUGGUUCUACUUCACGUGCCAGUUCGUGCCUGAAAUCAUGCACGGAAGGGCUCCUGAGGUCUUCCUCCAACAGAUAAGCUGCAACAUCGCGAUAUGACCUAUACUGUGUCGAUGUAAAACCCAAAAACAAAACAAAAAAUAUAUAAAGGUGUUACUACUGUUUUCGUUAUGUAAGAGUUCCGCAAAAUAGAUUUAACAUAAUAAAUUAAUUAGAAAUAUGUUCAGUGGUUUUGAAUAAGAGUCUCAAUUUUAUUAUAUGCAUUAAAUCAUAAUUUUUAGCUCACCUGUCACAAAAUGACUUGAGUGUUUUUGAUCGCUUUUCGUCCAGUGUCCGUCUGUCGUCCCUCUGUAAAAUUUUACUUUAAACGACAUCUAUUAAACCACUAAGCCAAUUUUAUUCAAACUUUUCAGGAAUGUUCCUUGUGUGGUGACCUUUUGAAAUUGUUUAAGAAUUCAUUGAAGGACUCUGGUUGCCAUGGCAAUGGAAAGAAAAAAACUUUCAGCUAGAGCUUAGAUGUUUAGCAUGAAAUAUCUUCUAGUGGGUCUCUACCAAAUUGUUCAAAUAAAAGCCCUUGGGUCAAAGUUGGCCCCAUCUCAGGGGUCAUUGAUUUUCCUUAUACAUGUAUGUAUAUAGUAAAAAAAAAACUCCUUCUUUUAAAAAACCCAAAGAACUAGAAUAGAUAUUUAAUAUGAAACAUAUUCUAAUGGUUGUCUUCAAAUAAAAUCCCUAGGUCAAAAUUGGCCCCGCCCCAUGGAGGUAAUUGAUUUUCCUUAUAUGUAUAUAGGAAAAGAAACAAAUGUUCUAAAAAAAUAAACUAAAACAUGUUCUAAUGGGUGUCUACCAAGUUUGUUCAAAUAAAAGCCCUUGGGUUAAAAUUGGCCCUGCCCUGGGCCGUCAUUGAUUUUCUUUAUAUAUAUAUAGUAAAAAAUAUUUUCUCUGAAUUGACCAAGGCUAGAGGUUAGAUAUUUGUUAUGAAACAUUGUGUAGUAGACCUUAAAUUGUAGUCAUUGGUUAAAAGUUGGGCCCGCCUGGGGAGUCAUUGAUUUUCCAUAUAUGUUUAUUGUACAAAUAAAAAAAAAACA
Molecule: messenger RNA, 6626 nt
Organism: Ruditapes philippinarum (Manila clam)
Lineage: Eukaryota; Metazoa; Mollusca; Bivalvia; Venerida; Veneridae
Product: KAT8 regulatory NSL complex subunit 1-like
Exons: 8
Coding region: 639-3920 (1093 amino acids)
Cellular component (GO): NSL complex
Molecular function (GO): histone acetyltransferase binding
Source: RefSeq, a predicted model, not a curated record